AUGCUUUUUCUCUUUACUGCUUGCUGUGGCUUCGUUUUCCUUUGCCUCCUUGCUGCUGUCAUCGUUUGCUGGUGCUUUGCCGACCGCUGGGUCGGAGGCCUCGCCACGGCUAUUGCAGCAGUGGUUGCAGCGGGUUUGCUGCUGCUGGCUUCCGUGUUUGUGCCUCGGCUGAUGCUGGCUGAGGCCUCUCGAAGAGCAGCAGCAGCAUUUAAAGAGUUUCAGCCAAAUUUAAUUAUUGCCAACUCCAUUGGCUGCUCCAUUCUCUUCAACUUGAAGGUCCCCAAGACGCCCCUCCUGCUGCUGUCGCCCUCCUGCGCAGCCUUCAGGCCUGCUGCAGCAGCAGCAGCAAAAGUGUCUCUGCGCAGGUGGCCAUACACUCUAGUUGUGCUGCAGGCGCAACAGCAGCAGCAGCAAAACAAAUUCGACGAGGCCCUCAAACUCAUUCAAACUGCGCAGCCAGGCAGCAGCAGACUUGAAAUUCUCGAGAGCGACAGUGCCUCUUUCAAAAGGAUAUCCAGCGACGACCUCAGAUCUUGGGUGGAGGAGGUGUGGGAGAGAGGGCGGCAGCAAGUGCUGCAGCAGGCGCAGCAGCGCGAAGCAAAAGUGGAUUUGUCUCUUUUUCUCGAGCCUACGAGCAGCAGCAGCAGCAGUGCAAAGGACACCGCGCAGCAGCAGCAGUAG
Messenger RNA from Eimeria tenella, 681 nucleotides. RefSeq lists its product as uncharacterized. NCBI's taxonomy places the organism in Eukaryota, Apicomplexa, Conoidasida, Eucoccidiorida, Eimeriidae. The coding region runs from base 1 to 681 and encodes 226 amino acids. The record is from RefSeq and is a predicted model, not a curated record. The transcript is spliced from 6 exons.